AUGAUUACUGUGAGUUUGUCCAAAACAAUUAGUUUAUUCACAUAUAAAUUAUCUACCAAUCAACCAAAUUCUCAAUCUGUAAAUAAUCGUCAAACAAAUAAUUCAACGAAGUUGCAUAUAGAAAUUCAUGUCAAUCCACUUUCACAGAUUGAUGAUGUUGUUAGUUACCAGCAACAAUCGACGAGGUUACCAUUAGGUGAUGAUGAUGGUGAUGAAGAUUUAAUAAAAUUAGAUAUAUCACCAAUAGUAGCUUCAAUUUUUUGCGAAAAUAAUUCAAUCGAAUUACGUUUAGAUCAAGAUGCUGAAUAUGACAAUGAUAUAAUCAAUGGAACUAAAAAUUAA
Molecule: messenger RNA, 342 nt
Organism: Rotaria sp. Silwood2
Lineage: Eukaryota; Metazoa; Rotifera; Eurotatoria; Philodinida; Philodinidae
Source: the annotation of a GenBank genome assembly